AUGCUGCUAUCCGCGAGGGAAUUGCAACCGUUUGCCACCAUCAUUGGUCUGCAACUAUAUCCGAAGGUGUCUAGACCUCAGGAUCGAUCAGUACCACUGCCGACUUACUGCGCGCCCCAAUCCACUACAGCUGUGCUACACCCUCAGUAUCCUGAUCGGAUCCUGUUGGCCGUCCCAGCCUCUCGUCAAUUGACACACUGUGGUCGUCCGUUGCCGAAUUCUUCUGUUCUACAGACGUAUGAUAUCAACACGAACAGCCACCUCUCUCGGCAAGCUCUUGCACGUACGAACGCAACUACUUUGAGUGUUAGCCCUGAAGGGUCGCAAAUAGUUGCCCCGGAUGUCAAUCAUCUAUGUAUCUCCCACGACGGGAAAUGGAUGGCUACUGUCGAUGAUUGGUGUCCAUACCCACAGGACGUCGAAGCUUUGGAGCUGCUGGGUCAAAAGGAAGCGACAGGUAUCACAUUACGAGAGACGUACUUGAAGUUCUGGAAGUGGAAUACCGGUUCGGCUAUCUGGGAAUUGGCGACGCGCGUCGAUGGGCCCCAUUUUUCACGAGAUGGCCCUCUCCCGGUGCUGGAGCUCGCUUCUCGGCCACGAGGCCAUGAAUUUGCUACCAUCGGCCUCGAUAUGGUUGUGCGCUUUUGGUGUCCAACUAUCAGGUAUCGUAGCGGGUUGAAGGCAGCAAAUGAUACCAGCUCCCUGGAGGCGUGGAAAUGCCGAAGCAGCGUCGACUUGAGUGGAUAUUUCACGAACCAUGCGCCUGGCCAAUCAACUGCGGCAUCCAUCAGCUUCUCCCAGGAUGGCUCAGUGCUUGCUGUCUGCGCGCAGUCGGUCGACCCGUCGGAUGCUGGCCUGGCUGUUCUCAUUGACGCACAAAGCUGUGAAGUCCAUUACAGCAGAACCGGCUUAUACACUGGUAAGCCCUGUGUAACCAGAUUCAUGGGAUGUCAUCUGGCUAUUGCUUCAGAACAGUCUCUGUCGAUUUGGAACAUUGUCGAUGAUACAGUGAGGGUGGUUGCUUUGCCCGGAAGCAACUAUUCCGCUACCGCUUCGCCCUUGCUGGCUGUGAGCCCUAUGACUGAGACAUUUGCCGUUGCUACUCCCGAUGUGCAGGAAAACCACUCCGUGAAGAAAUCACGGCAACCUCAGUUCCGUGUUCGGGUCUAUGAUAUUCACUCCUUGUCCCUGGUUUAUCAAUCCCCGCUCAGGCAUUGCCCUCUGGCCCUGCUUGCAGACCCAAGUUCAGUUGACUAUAUCAUUGUGGAUUCUGCAGCCAAUAUACAACGGCUUGGUAGCACAACAAAGAUUUCUCAUCCCAGCCAGUCGUCUCCUGAUACGGCUAUUCAGCUUCAUUCAGGCCUUGCGAGUUUGUUUGGUAGCCAACUCCGCGGGACCGGUAUCACAUCCCUUCCCCAUGGGUCUGAUUCCUUGCCUCGCUUAGAUCCAUCAACCGCUCAGAGCAAAAGUCUGGCCACCGUCUUUGGAGAUGUCCCCCCUUUCAUUUUGCCCCCCGCCAAUAAACUUUUCCACGAUGUUGUGCAUGCGCUUUCCGGCUAA
This is a messenger RNA of Aspergillus melleus, 1560 nucleotides long. It is a transcript of the gene NAN1, whose product is annotated as WD repeat protein. NCBI's taxonomy places the organism in Eukaryota, Fungi, Ascomycota, Eurotiomycetes, Eurotiales, Aspergillaceae. Gene Ontology annotation, biological process: positive regulation of rRNA processing; positive regulation of transcription by RNA polymerase I. The transcript has a single exon. The coding region runs from base 1 to 1560 and encodes 519 amino acids. Gene Ontology annotation, cellular component: nucleolus. Gene Ontology annotation, molecular function: protein binding; RNA binding. The record is from RefSeq and is a predicted model, not a curated record.